AUGAAAUCUUUUAAUGGAACUCAGAAUACUGAAUUUUGUUCUUUAUUAAAAGGAAUCACAUCUGGCCCUCCUGUUUCUUACAAUCCCGCGAGUUUUACUGUUUCCGGUAAAUUAAGUAAAGGUGAUAUAACUGUAAGACAAACCUUCCUUAGAAUUGAAUAUGAUGAAGCGGAUAUUGCUGUUGUGGAUCAACCCAGUGAUCCAAAAGAUCCAUAUGAGGUCCAUGCUUGUGCAAUUGAUACGGUUUUACCUUGA
This is a messenger RNA of Rhizophagus irregularis DAOM 181602=DAOM 197198, 255 nucleotides long. The record is from RefSeq and is a predicted model, not a curated record. Lineage: Eukaryota; Fungi; Glomeromycota; Glomeromycetes; Glomerales; Glomeraceae.